Caenorhabditis angaria is the source of this 1194-nucleotide messenger RNA. Lineage: Eukaryota; Metazoa; Nematoda; Chromadorea; Rhabditida; Rhabditidae. The record is from the annotation of a GenBank genome assembly.
AUGGAUUUCACUGCGUUGUGAGUUUUUUUAAAGGGAAGAAGAGGAAAAAUAGUUUUAUUACAGAAGAGAAGCGAAAAAGCGGGAGUUUGACGAUUUAUUAAAAGUUGAAAUAGUUGGAAUAAUAAAUGCUCCGAAAAAACAGAAUGAUUCAACAAUUUCGGCCAUGGAUUUGGACCCAGAGGAGGAGUUGUGAGUUUUUAUGAAAUAAAAUUUUUUCCAUCUGAUUUCGAAAAUAAAUCGUUUUUUUAGAUUGUUAUGCGCUGGUUUCCAAGGAGGUCUCUCAAUUAUUCGAACCGAUUCACUUCAUCUUCAAAAACCCAAAUCGAAAACUAAAAAACAUACGGAACACAAAGGUUUUAACAAUAUCCAAUGGUGUGCGAUUGAUUCAAGAAUGUUUAUAACAACAAAAAUCGAUGAGACUCUAACCCUAUGGGAUUCACAAAAACUCGCCGAAAUAAAAUCGAAAAAAUUCGAAAAUCUCAAAUUCGUCCAUUGGAAUCAAUAUCAUUCAACAAAUCCGAUGUUGGCGAUAAAUGAGAAGAAAUCUGUGAAAAUCCUGGAUUUUCGAGUGGGCUGGGAAAUUUGUCAAACUAUCAAAACGGAUCAUAUUGUUUCGGGUUUUCAAUGGUUUCCUUCAAGUCAACAUUAUUUAUAUUCUUGUGAUUUAUCGGGUUUUGUGACAAUUUUCGACAUUCGAAGUGGAUCUCAAAAAUUGCUAUCCAAAAAAAUCUCGGAAAAUCCCCUUCAAAACUUGAAAAUCAAUAUUUCCUCUGGUGGAUUGGAAACAAUUGUGGUUGAUAACAAAAAUUACAUUUAUAUUCUGGAUUCUAUUGAUCUAAAUGAAACCCGCCCCAAGAUCCACUUAGAAUCGAAUGGUUUUCCAAAAUUAUUCGAAAAUUAUGGUGAUUAUUUAUUAAUUGGAAAUGGUGACGAAGAUUUGAAUCUCAUAAAUUAUCGAAAAACCGGAGGAAAAUCUCUCGAAGGUUUUCUGAGAAAACCAACUUGUUCAGUGUUUUUCGAGCGGAAAAAUGAGGUGAGUCUACAAAUUAUUUGAAAUUGCCACGUCAUAGCCAAUUUUUUUCCCAGAUUCUUCUUGGCUGUACAUCAUUCCCACUAAUUGUUUGGUCAACAAAUUCAACACCUUAUAAAAAUAAUAUUCGAAUGGAUUUUGAUACCUGGAGUGAUGAAGAAUAA